CCCAUACGAAUUGCAGCCAUUAAAAUGGCGGACACGGAAGAAAACUAAAAGUUGAAUACGUCAUCCGGGUUAGUUAUAGGUUGAUAGGCUUUCUUAUUUGUUGUUUUAAUUUAAAUGUAUCUGUAAGUAUUCUAUUGGUAAGGCAUUGGUUGUCUCCGUCACAAGUGAUAACGCCUUUUAUUAAAGUUUCCCCGGCUGCUGUCCAUGAUAAUUAUGAGCCUACCUGGCCUAUUUACUUAAAUUCCUUGCUUACCUGUUCAGUCUGUUCAUAGGAAAUUAAUUGACCUUUGUUUGUAGAGUAGGCCAAGAAACGGGAAGUGGAGAGGAGGUUGCACAUCGAGACACUGUAAAUUGAAUAAAUAAUAAGCCAAAUUUAAACAGACUUAACUUGGCACCAAUUUAGGUUAAUUUUAGUUUAGUAUUCAAAUUUAGUGUCAGGUAUAAUAAUAAAGAUUAAAGAUGUUUUGAUACAAUCAAUGCAAUGGAUCUAAAUCUAUUUUUAAUUAUUUUUUUUUAAGUUAAAGACAUCAUCAUCAUGAUUCUGAUUCUGAUUAUGAGAGUAAAGUACCAUAUGAUUAUGAUUAUUAUGAUGAAAAGACUGAGACUGAAACAGGUGAGAUAAAAAUCUUUGAAUUUGUAUUCUGCAUUAGGGAUAAACUUCACUUACUGACUGACUGUAGACACUACUAUACUAUAUUACAUAAUGUUAGUGUCUAUGGACUACUCAUACUCAUACUGUAGUCGAGUGAGACUUGGAGUAUCCCUGUCUUCUUUGACUUUGUUAUAUCAUAAAUAGCCUACAUUCUACAUGUAGAAUGUUGUUAAAUAAUGUUGGUGUUGGUCCUUUAGUAAAAGUGUUCAGUCACAGGCUACUGUCACUGAUAAUUUUAAAAUAACAUCCCGAUCAUGUAGUUAUUGAAAUUGUAUAUGAUAUCAUUUUCACCAUGGUACUUUUAAGUAUCUUACUGUUGCAACUAUUAAACUAUUUUUUAAACUUGAACUGGUAUAAUAGUAGGCCUCUGUUACUCUGUAUAGUAUUCAGUCAAUAUCAAUAGUGAGUAGACAGCAGACUCUACAGACAGACACCAUAGCACAGGCAUUAAAAUAGUUUUAGGUUCCAAACUAAACAGUAAGAAGUUGUGAGAUCAAGAGGCAGAGGGAGGCUGGUAGAGGGCUGACGCCAAUAAUAUUGUUUAAAAGUUUUUUGUUUUUUUUAUAUAGAAAAUUCCGAACAAGUUAACAACCUAGUUUAUUAUAUAAUACUUUUAAAUAGCCUUCCAUGAAUAUUUCAUAACUAUAAUUAUAAAAAAAUAAUCACUUAGAAAAUCAAAUCUGUUUGUUGUGUUCAAAAAAAUAAUUCAGUAUAGAACUGCAAAAUAAAUUUUUUGCACCCCCAAGGGAUGUGUUUUGUCAUUUCAGGAGGUUCAAGGGAUUAUAAGAACCAAGUUAGCUGUUAAGUUUUGAUAAAAUUUUUUAAAAUAUUUAACAUGUUCGUUAAACUGGUCACAAGUUUAUUUUCUAAGUUUUACAGUUCUCUUUGUAAUUGAAUAAAUAAGUUAGAAGUCUUUUCUUUUGUUGUAUUUCCAUUUUUAAAAUGUAUUGUUACUUUAGUAAGAGGUGUGAGACAUAAUAAAAAAACAACUCUUAGACUUAAGGGGGGACCGGUAGUCAACUUUACGUAAAAAUCAUGUUUUUUUUUUUUUUUUCAAUUUUCCAAAAAGUGUUUAUUUGGUUGCAAUAACCUCUUAUAAACACAAUCCCCAAAUAAAAUUUGCUAAAAAUAAUUGUUAUAAGUACAUAAUUUGUCCUAAUAUAACACGUAUCUAGGCAACCAUUUCAGGAAAAUCGGCUUUCCGACACGUUAUGGUCAUUUUAAAACCCUUUACAACCGCAUUCCUUCAAGCCUAAUGCCUAUUGUUAGGCCUCUUUGGAAAGCUUAGACCACUGGCUACAACUGUGACCUACUUAUCUCAAAAUCAUUCUACCUAACAAAGAGAAGCGAGCUGUGCAAUACGUCACAUUUGUUGUAAAAGUGUGUUUAGACGGCUUCUACGUCAUCGUGUAGUAAAGCCUGUAAUUUCAUUGGUCAACUAUAAGUAAUGUUACCAAAAAUAGCACAAAUUGGGUUACCGUAUACCGAAAUGCAACACGGUUACUUUCGUUUCGCAACCAUUCUGUGUUGAUAAAACUAUCCACCGUUUGUCAGACUUACAUUGGAUUUAUCAAAGGCUGCUCUUUUCGUGCUCACUAUAUUUGUUCAAUAACAAGCCAAAGGUAAAUAUGGAUGUAGUAUGAUUUACCAUUUCAUUAUUAAAAAUUGUUUUAGUAAUAGUACUAGUAUCAGUAUCGUCAACGUCAUGCUUUCUCACGUCAGUAGUGACAACCUACCCAUACAAAUUAUUAUAAAUACAAGGAUCAUUUCAGUUCUGAAACUAACUAAAUUAUCAAUUAUAUAUAUAUAUACUUUUUUCAAAGUUUUAAUAUUUAAUAACUAUCAUUAACCAGAUAUAUUUUAUCAUGUGCUUAUUUAGUUGUCAAGAAUUGAGUGUAAACUAAAAAAAAAAAAAAAAAAUUUGUUUGAGGUUAGUUAUUUGAAAGGUGUGUGGGUGUUGUUGGGUUUGAUUGAAUUCUCUCAUCAUCAACAAUUUAAAAGAUAAGGAAUUAACCACUUCAUUUGUAAUCCUUUCUUUACCUUGAUGACUAAAAUUAAAUUGUUCUGAUUUAUUUGCAGUGAAAUGGCACCAAGAAAACAAGCAGCGAUUCUGCGAGCCAAAAGUACAGCUUGCUUCGAACAGGUACUACUCUUGGAAACAUGGUGGCAGUAGAAUCUAAGAGUGCCAUGACACCUGAUGCCAGGUGGGUGUAAGUGUAAGACUGGAAGUAUUGUAAGGUUUAUAUCAUAAUGAUAUAUAAUUGUUUUUUUAUAUUGUCAUCUCUACAGGCCCCACGAACAGCUGCUCAAUAUAUUAUCUAUCUGCAUUUAUAAAAAAAAAUGUAAUGCUGUUACUAUAUUUAUUGUUGAUGGAGCAAAGUGUAAUUAUAUAUACAUUUUUAACAGAUAAAAUGAAUCUUCAGCAGUGGCCCUGUGAGAAUGCAGUGGCCAUCGAAAGUUACAGAUGAAAAGACCUUCGGAGGAAUAUUCUGACAUUUUCCGCAUGCUUGCAGCUGCCUGGCCUGAUGAGAACCCUAAACACCAUGACUGCCCUACUGGAAAGACAUGUUACUGUUGGCAGUCAGCUAUUGCUCAGAAGAGGUUCCACAACACAUAAGAGGAAAAGAGGCAGUUUUAUCUCAGAGCAGAUUUAUUUAAAUUUUUCGCAUUUUUUUUCUUUGGGGGGUGGGCUAGAGAAUCAGUUAUAUUUUUUCCACAGAAAGACUUUUUAAAUAUAUUUUUGAUGUAUCAUAUUUUCAAGAAGCCAAGGUGAUAUAAUAAUAUAACUUUAUGCCACUUUAAUUAUUUGAAAAAUAAAUUAUUUCAAUAAUAAAACUUCUUUUUGCAUUUUCUCAUUUGUGUCAAUUUUACGAGGGUCAGGUUAUUGGAAGCAGUGUAUCUCAGAAACAACCUAUCAGAUUAUAAAGAAAUUUGCACCACAUGUUCCUAACAUGUUUAUCUACAAUGUGAUAGAGGGUUUUUAUUCUAUUUUAAGAGACAAAAAAAUUAUUUUGAAUUUUGAUAGGACAGUUUACGUAAAUGAUGGAUUAUUUUUUGACAUAAUUUUAAAAAAUUCACAAAAAAAUUAUUUUUUCAGUUAUGCUAAUUUCCUUCUAUCACAUUGUGCAAUGUCCUAUUAUUAAUAUUUAUGCCAAGUUUCAUUGAAUUCUUAUUGGUGGUUAUUGAGCUACGCUGUUUCCUGUAAGUAUAUAAAAUUGGUCAAUUUUACCCCUAUUUUCUCAUCAAAAGCAUAAAAAAAAUAAUUAAUUAGUCCCAAUUGGUUUUUUUAAGUGUUUUUAUUGCUUUUGCAAUGUGAUUAGCAAAAAAUAUUCUGUCUUAGUCAUGUGUUUAAAAUUUUAGCAUUUUGACUACCUGUCCCCCCUUAAGGGGCGGGAAGCUUAAGAAGAAAGCAGCUGUAUUUAAAUUGAAACUUAAUUUCAUUUCAGAUGUUUGGGAGUUUUGACAAUACGUCACAAAGUAAUGUAGUCCUCUUGUAACAUCACAGAAAGCAAACAUCAAAAAAUGCUUGUCUGCAACACAAGAAAUUAAAAUGCCAAGCAGAAUUGUUUGUUUUGUAUGUGGGAGUCUAGGUGGGGAGUAUCAGUUACACAGUCAACCACAUGAAGGUCAAGCUUUUUUUCCUUUCCUGGAGCAUCAUGACCCACCAAAAGGAAGUCGAAUACCUGGCGCUGAUGGGAUUGUUGAUAGUUGUAGAGUGUGCUGUGCUUUCCUCACUCAACAAUGGGAUACUUAUGAGCGCACCAACACACCAGCAAUAAAACGCCUGUAUUGGCUAAAGCGGAUUGAUGAUGGACAAUUUACUGGAGCGGAGAUGAAACUCCAAGGAGAAUAUAUGGCUCAGGUUAUGGGACUUCAGUAUCAGCCAUCAUGUGGGGAUAGUUGUGCACCAUUAUCCCCUGAUUCUAGAGAUGAUUUUAGUGUUGGUAAUCGAGAGUUUGAUUAUAGUGUUAAUAGAAAACAAGAUUGUGAUGAUGGUGUUCUUGAUUUAUCUGUGCCUAUUAAAACCGAAGUGAAUAUUAAAAGUUGCAGUAAAUCUAGUUCUGAAAAUCCUGUGCUAAAACCAGGGUUAUCAACCUCAAGAUUGAACUUAGAUGAACUUAGCUUUGUGUGUUAUACUUGUGGGAAUCAAAACCAGGGGGUAGCAGCAAAAUUAAUUUCAAGUAUAUAUCAUGUAGCCAACAAGCCAUAUUUUCCCUUUUUGACUAAGUUAAAUCCACCCGAACGGGCUACACCAAUGAAUGACCAGGGUGUGUGUCAAGUAUGUGACCAUUGUUUUUCAUCACUUUGUCACCAGUGGCUAACUUAUGAGCAGCAAGGAUCUCCAAACAGUGCAAGGAUUUUUAAAAUAAAUGGUGUUUUUUACACUAAUGACUCCAGCAUUGUAGCUGGACCAGGCAAAGACAUUAAAACUAAUGUAAAAGAGGUCUGCUACUUGUGUAGCCAGUCAUGGCCAUUGACAAAGAUGUGUCCUCUGUUUACUGCUCCAGUAAGUGGAAAGAAAGACCAGAUGUAUUUUCCUUUCAUUCGAGAACUUCGCAGGCCUCAUGGUGCUAGACCAUUAAACCCUGAUGGGUCUGUUCAUGUCUGUUACAGUUGUUUUGGUAAUUUGCAAAUACAGUGGCAUCAGUAUGAGACAGAGAGAGUACCAUUUCUUCAUAGGCGAUACUCACUUUUACCACCAUCCAGCUCUACUUCUGUGUUAGGAUUUCACACAUCAGUUGAACCUGACAUCAAACCCAAAACCUUCAAUAUUGAGGACAUAUCAAGACAUAGCGCAAAAGAGCAAAAUAGAAGUCCCAGUUUGAUGAAAACUGCUCUGCCUGUAUUGAACACAGCAGCAACACUAAACAAUACCAGUACAACUACAUCUCAUGAGGCUGCUAAAUACUACAAGGAAGACUCAAAAUCAUCUGUAUCAAAUUCUUGUAUAAGUAUUCCCCACCCUUUACAACAAGCCGGUGAAAGACCAAAAAAAGUGUGUUUCCUUUGUGGGGAAAAAUGCCUUGUAACAAAAGCUCAAAUUUUAUACUCCUACCCUAUUCGGCAUGAGACUAAAUCAGUCGUGGGACAACCUCAUACCCUUCCAUUUUUUCCUUUUUUAGCCAGCCAUGAUCCAGCACCAGGCUCAGAACCAAUGACUGAAGAUGGUAUUGUCAUAUCAUGUUCAUACUGCUACUACAGUUUGCUCAAUCAGUGGAAAGAAUUUGAAGAGUCUAAAGUGCAUGCAGACUUAAAUCGCUGGCUGCGUAGAUAUAAACUUAAUGAAUUUGUUUGUUUUGUUUGUGGGAUGAUGGUACCGAGGAAAAAGCUGCGGACCUUGGAGGUUCAGAAAUUCUUAUUUUUGCGCGAACACAAAGCUCCAUCCAAUGCCCUUGUGAUGUGGGGAGGACAAGCAGUGGGCGCAUGUGGUUCAUGUCACUUUAGUCUCACACACCAAUACACAGAGUUUGAACGUUUAGGUUUACCCAUUGAGCUUCGCAAAUACAACUGGACUGUGCAACACCACACAGAGGAGAGCAGUAGCGACACUCAAAAUAGUGUAAGUUGUUUUUAUAAUAACAUUUGUAUCCUUAAUAAGCUCCAAGUGUUUUAUUGAGCUAUAACUUUUAAGUUAACCUUUUUUUAAUGAAUUAUUUACCUUAAAAAAGCUGUCUGUGCUCUAUUGAGCUUUACAUCCUAUCAGAUUUUAACAUCCUUGUAGAAAUUAGUUAAAACCAAUAGAAACAUUUUUGUACCAGUUAAAAUCUCAAGCCACCUCUGUGUUUAUUUCAUAAGGUAAAUAAUUAUGUUUCUUUUUAAAAUAUAAUGUUACUAAUGGGAACUAACAAAGAAAAGUGAUUUUUUUUUUAAUGUACUGUGUCUACUAAAUAUAAAUUUUGUCAUUUUUUAAUAAAGAGACUUAAAUACAACUUGUUUCUCAUAUAUUUCAACACUUGUACAAGCUCUGACUUGAGAAUUUCGUUCAUGCUAUUUAAAAGUAACCAGUCUUCAUGGAUUUUGCAACGUACAUUGUUAGUCAGAUUUUAAAAAAUUGGGUACAUCCAGAAACUAGUUAUUAGGGUAAAUGUUUAUAAUUAACUGAGAUUUUUACAUCAUUUAACAGAACCACGGACAGGACCUGACGGUAUCAGUUGCCAAUGAAGACAAUGGAAUGGUGGAUGUGAAUGAGGCAUAUCAUUGUGAGUUAUCCACAGUUGUACUUAAUUAGCAACUUUUAUAUAUAUAUAUAAUUCUACAUAAAAUACAUUUUUAGAGUUUAUAAAAGUUAGAUAUGCUAACUAAAACUAACUUCAAAAUAAGUUGGUGUCCAAAAAAUCACCAGUGUUCUAAAGAAAAAAAUAGUAAAACCAGCUUUUGUAAUAUAUUUGUUAAGACAGUUGCUUUUGUUUAGUAACUUAGUUAAAAGAAAUCAUCAAUGAUAUUUUAUAGUCUCUUUUUGUUUAUUGAUAUGACAAAUGAAAUAUUUAACAGAAGAAAGGAGAAAAAUCUUCAUUGUACUGUUUAACUAAAUGUAACUUUUUUCUUUCAUUGUAGAAUGUAUUUUUAACAUUAGUCUAUAUAUUUAGUUGUUUCUGAAUUCCCCUGGUUUCAUAUUUGACAAAUUCCAAAAGAUAAUAACUUAUUAAAUUGAGCUGCAACUAAUGAUAUUUAUAUAAAACAAUUGGGUGAUUAAAGAUGUUUAAGAAUAGUCCUCAUUAAAGCCAUUAUUUUUUAUUUAAAUCAAGGUAUUAAAAGAAAGUCCUUUCUCUUUAAAAUAAAUAAAUAUAGAAAAUGGUAAGCUCUUAUAUAAUAAAUAAUAAUAAACAAAGCUCAGCCUAUACUAAGGAAAAGAGUGACAUGGCAUUAAUUAAUGUGAUAUACAAUAACACAAGUCAAAUAGCCAUUUGGGAUCAUCUGUCCAGCCAAAUUUGGCAUGCUAUCAGUUCUUAGCCAAAUACAAGUGCAUUGAUAAUCUUGGUACCUGGACGUUUUCUCCAGGGUUAGUUCUAACCUCCCCACCCCCAAAUUCUAAUCCAAAAAUAUUUUUUUUACCUUUCCCCCCAACUAUUUUUUUAUAAGAAAUAAAAUUGUCUUUAAAAAUGUAUUGAACUCUUCAUGUAUUACUUACUAAGUCAUUUACUUGCACUUAAUGUUAUUAUUCCCUUUAGCUGGCUUCUCCACCAGUGGCAAACUGACCCUCAACCAGACAAGUUCUUCAUCAGGAAGACUACCAAUCUCUGCAAUCAUGCAAUCUUCCAACCAUAUCUCUCCCAGUAGUAACAGCACCACAUGCCUUUCUAGCUUUUCUGCUGCCUUAAGGAAGCUGGCCCACCAAACUAAGGAUUCUUCAGGUAGAUCUGUAAAACUGCUUCACAGAAAGUCACUUAAGUUUCAGAAAAAUGAUUUUGCUUAUUAUAAAGUAAAUUUUUAUUUUUUUUGUUUUUAGAAGAUGCAACAAUCAAGCACAACAUGUCUCCAACAUCCCUCAACAGUUCUCGGUCGACUACACCCAAAAGAGCCCACGUUCCUCUUGUACUCCCUUCCAAAUCCAAUAGUUUUAUCUCAACACAGGGCCAAAAUUCAAUCAGUUUAGAUAUUCACAGACAGGUAGGUCAGUAUGUCUGUUUGAUUUGUUUUCUCUGUAUCUCAGCUACACCUUGCAAUGGAUUUGCUUUGUCAUACUUUUAUUUCAGGUUUUACAUAAGGAAAGAUACAAGCAAAACCAAAAUGGUGUGGAUGUUAAUGUGGACUUUUUUUUUGUCACACCAUAUACCUGUUGUAGAUAUAUUUUUUGUUUAAGAAAAUAAUGAGUUCAUUAGCAGCUGCCAUUAGAGAAAAUUAAUAGUUAAAGUUUCAACUGUUUUGGGGAAUGACUGACUUCAUAUGCCAUAAAAAAGCAAGUAUUGUGAGGUCAUCAUAGUUUUCACUUAUAGAGAUAAGAUUAAUUUUUCUUUUUUUCUUUUUAAAUAAUUGCUGUCAAAUCAGAUAUUAUUGUUUUAACAGUAUAAGAAAAAGCAGUCCCCUGAGAGGUAGAGUUUUUAGUGCCUGAUAAAAAAAAUAUUUCACCAGUUGCAACAAUGACCUCUUGGAAAAUAUAACUUGUGAUAUUUUUUUAAUAUUUUGAGAGACUUCUUCGAGAAACAAUCACAAAUUUUUAAAAAAUAAUUGUGGGGGGAUCUUAAAUUUUGUAUGUAAAGUAAAAUCAUCGGCUUAACUUUUGAAAUAAAAUAGAUUGCAUAGUUUUCUAUUUUGUGUCUUCUUAUUAUAUUGAAUUAAAUUAUCACUAUAAAAGAAGCUUACCAACCAUUACAGCUUGACAAAGGCUAGAGACUGACAUGUUUAUUUCAAACUUCUUUAUGCUGCAACAGUUGCAUGAGCCUCUCGAGUUUAGUCUGUGCAAACACUCUAAGAAUCAAUGAAUCAUGCUUAAGUAUUAAACAGCAUCUGUAUGUUAAUCAACUUGUUAGCCUGUCAACAAUUCCAUCCAUAUGGCAUAUGGGGUUUAAAGGUAGCCAAUCCAGCAACAGAUUUUGAGUUUUUUUGUUGUUUUUUUCUUAAAUGAUAUAAAUAUAAUAAAAAUGUCUUUAAAAAAUUUUUUUUUUAGUAUUUUUAUUGUUUCUUUUGAAUUUCAGAAUUUAGAAAGGCUUCAGUCCUCAAACAAUGUUUCCCCACUUGAUUAUGGGAGCAGAUCUGGUCUCGAACACCAUCUUUUGCGCUUAGAUUCCAGGGAUGACAGUCGCAGUACAGGUAGAGAUUCCAGAGAUGGGCGCAUUAUAGGUCGAGACUCCAGAGAGGACAAUAGUGCUACAGGAAGAGAUUCCAGAGAUGAUGGGCGAAAUACAGGUAGAGAUUCCAGAGAUGGCCGCAAUACAUGUAGAGAUUCCAGAGAUGAUGGACGUAAUACAGGUAGAGAUUCCAGAGAUGGACAUAAUACAGGUAGAGAUUCCAGAGAUGAUGGACGUAAUACAGGUAGAGAUUCCAGAGAUGGUCAUGUUACAGGAAGAGAUUCUAGGAAUGAUGUUCGAGCUUUUGGACGAGAUUCUAGAGAAGAUAUUAAGGGUACUGGAAGAGAUUCUCGAGAUAGAGAUGGUCGCAGUUCUGUUAGGGAUUCUAGAGAUGAUGGAAGGGGUUUAAUAAGAGAUGAUGGUGCCAUCACUGGAAGAGAUUCCUAUCUUUCUAGCAUGCACAGUAGACUGUAAGUUUGUGUUUUAAAUGAGAAUUGAAAUUAACAAUUUAUAUUUAAUAUUUUCAGUAUUAAAGAAAUCAUUUCUCAUACUUUUAUUAUAAAAUAGACUGAGGAUUUGUUAGGUCUUGAAAUAAUAUUUUCAAGGAAAUAUUUUUCUUGUUACUCUCUACUUAGUAGGGUGGUUACAUAUUUUCUCUUUUACCACAAACAAGGUUUUAACUUUUUAUGAGUAAUGUACUUGAGGUCUCUAUAAAUAACAUAUAAUUAAUUUUACAGGCCAGCUUCUGAACUAUUUUCAAGGGAUUUUCACAGUUAUCAUUCAGAGGAGGAUGCAGCUAGACAUGGAUUGACAUUGCCUUUACGCAUUGAUCCUGCUGCAUACAUGGCAGCUACAGCAGCAUACCAUCCACUUCUUCUCCAGCAACAAGCAGUAUUUGCCCAGAAUCCAUUCAGGUAUGUACUUUCUUCAGAUUUUUACCUUGUUUGAUGUGCAAUGCUUUAUGCUACACAAUGUCAAAAUAUGUCAGGAAGGAAGGGAAAAGGGUUAAAAUAAUAAAGAAUUUACCUUACUAAAUCAACUUCCAUUCAUCCAUCCCUGUGGCGCUACAGCCUAUGUAGGGCUUUGGCCAGCCUCAUCAUAACCUUCCACUCAGACCUGACUAUUACUUUUCUUUUUUAUGUUUGGAUUCCCAGCUGAUGUAGAUCUUUUUCCACAUCAUACAUCCAUUUACGCAUAGGUCUGUCUUUGAGCCGUUUUACUCUGGGGUUUUGGUGUACACCUUCUUCACUCUUCCCUCAUUUGGCAUUUUUUCUAAGUAUCCCGCCCAGCGUAGCCUGGCCCUUUUUAUUUCUGCUUCAAUGGGAUCCUGAUAUAGACUAAACAAUUCCUGGUUGGUUCAAUUCUCCAUCCAUAUUCAUCUUUUGUUAGUCCAUAUAUUUUCCGUAGAACUUUUGUCUCCCAUGUGUUUAAUAGGUUUUCUAACAUUUUUGUUCAGGUCAAAGUUUUACUAAAUCAACUGACACAGCUUUAUUUAUUAGCUGGGUUUUAGCUGUUUUUAAUAUUUUGUAUUUAGGGCACACAUAAUAAUAUAUCUGAGGAAGGAAACAAUUGUAUGCCCUUGGUGGCAAUUUAAACCACAAAUUGGUUUGUUAUGUAAAUGUGUAUACCACUUGCCAUGCAUAUAUCUAAUUAAGAAUAUGUGUUUAAGUUUAACACUAUAACUGUCAAGAACAAAUUUCUAUAGUGUCAAGCCAUUUUUAACAAUUUCAUAUGCUUGUCAAAAAUCGACCCUUACAAGUAUAGGGGUAGAUCUUUGGGAUCAAAUCUGUGUCUUUUUCUGUUCGAUUUGCACCCUUUCCCAAACGAAUUUGUCUGUAACAAUAUGACUAAGCUUAAGGAUAAAAUUGUUGAUAUCGCACAUCACAGCUAGAGCCUAUGCUGUCAUUACUAACUAGCACGUGGAAUAUCUCUGACAUCUUUGCUUUCAUUUUAAUACAUUUUAAAUAAUUCAAAUAAAGAAAUUCUGUGUUAGUUUUGAAAUCCCAAAGGGGGGCCCUCUCUGGCAUCAGACACUAUAACGGUUAAAAAAAUUUAGAAAAUUUCACACCCGAUUAAUCACAAAAAAGUCCAUGAUAAAAGCACGUUAGCACACUGAUAGUAACGGAAAUGGGAAGCAAACUCAUUUAUAUAGAGUGAUUUCCCCUUAAACACUAUACAUUAAAUCAAUUCAAUUUUUAAUGACGAUUUUGCUAUAUCGGCCGCAAAACCACCUAAAGGGGUGUAACGGUUGUUGUGGCAGUUAUAGGUUUAAUGUAGUGGACUGACACUUUAAUUUAUUGUAUUAGUAUGUAUUAUUUACUUAACUUUAGUGUAAAUAAUAAUGAUUUUCACUGUGUUUUCUCUCAAAUUAAUUUUGUAGGGCCAUAAGAAUCAUAAUCAAUCUGUCUUCACUUCAAACACUAAAGCUGAAAACGUAAAUUGUUUUCUUGAUUGAGAAACAUAGGAUUUUUAAUGGGUUUUAAUUUAAAAAAACUAGCUAUUGUCUUUUUUUUUAAUUCUUUAAACUAUUUUUUUAAAAUGUAAACCAGAUUGGAUGAUCCAUUGUUCAUUGAGCAGUACAGAAUGCUUCAGUCGUCAUUCUUGCCUUUUUCUGGUGCUGGAUUUCUGCCUGGACAGACCAGAGGAAUGGAUGUUCAUUCUAUGCUUGCAGCGGCCGCUGCCACUCAGCAUUACCCCAUGGAACUGCUGCAGCAACACUACCCUUACCUCAGUCCUAGUCAUCCAUUGCUGAAUACAAGGUUUGCUGCUCAAAGUGCAGUGAUGGAGAGGUGAGAAGCAGGCUAACUUAAUGACUAAAGGCUUUAAAUACAUUUGUUUUGGAUCUCUUUUUACCAUGAUAGGCAAAAAUUGCACUUUUGAACAGCUUGAUUUAUUUGUAUCUAUUUAAUUGGUUUUAAAUACUCAAUAUUUAAUAUAUUUUAUUUUAUGUAAUAUGAGUAAAAAAAUAUGUUCAUUUCCUAUGUCCUAAUUGUUUACCAAUUUUAGGAAUUCUUUUGAUGAAGAGAAACCAAGGCUGCUGGCUGAAAAAGGGAAAGAGCAAGAAAGGUUGUUAGACUGGGAUAUAAAACCAGAUCCAACAUUAACUUCUGAAAGAGACCUUAAAAGAUUGAGCGAUGUUGAUCGUUACCUGCCGGGGAGGCAGAGCAAAGAAUCCCUUAAACAAGACUUUCUAACGCUCCCUUCUCGCGUGUCGGAGAACUAUGCACAUUAUCAUCAUAUGGGGGAAAUAAGUGCCUCAGGUCUGUUUCCAUCAAGUAAUAGUACCAGACUCGGCCAAACUCAUUCAAGUGGACUAAAGAUGGGUAAGUUUAAAAGUAAUCACAUGUGCUUAACUUUUUACAAACUUUUUUUUUGUAGUGUUAGUUAAUUUAUUAUAUUUCUUACCUUUGCCAUUCAUCAGGCUCAAAACUCAGCCCGAGAGAAACACGAGAGAAAUCACCUCUGACAAGCUUCUACCCAAGUAGCUUAAGCCAGUCUCACAGUUUUCUUUUAUCUCAAGAAAGUUAUAUCAAAAAGCAGGUUUGUUAGUUUUUCAUUUAAAAAAAAAUAAUUAUUUCAAAAUAAUAUUUAGGUUCUGAUUUUAUUCAACAUAAUAAUUAUUGAUGCUCAUAUAUUUUACAUUUCCAUAGUAAUAAGAAUUGUUUUAUUUAUUAAACAAAAUUUUGGGAUAUUUAAACAUUUUUUAGUUGGAUUUUAUUUAGUAUUUUUGCCUUAAUAACCAUAAAAUGUUUAUAUUCAGUCUUCUAUUUGUUUGUCAACCAAAGGACAACAUUUUUUGGUGCUGCCCCGACAAUUUUAAGAUCGUCUUCUUAUUUUUAUUGCUCAGUGAAAGAUUCAAUUAAAGGCAUUUCCUAAUCAUAACUUAGUCUAUGUUAUGGAACUGAAGCUAGUAUCACACAUUUUUUUUAAAAAUUCAUAUUUUGUUGUUGACUUUAUUGUACCAAAAUUUAUCAUACCAUUCUUUUUCAUUUAACUGAUGAAACUGGAUAAAUAACCAUUCUCACUAUCAAAGUCUGAACGAAUCUUCUACGGGUACGCAGGAAACCAAUUUUUCGUGAAAUUGCUUUUGAAAUAAUAUCCUAUUAUAUAGCACAAAAUUAUAGGAAGAAUUGUCAUUAAUUUUCAAAUCAGCCCGCGAUUAAACCCUAACAAACAUUUUUUGCUAUAACUAGAGGUGAUUUUAGAGCUCUUCAAAUAAGAGUAGUUUAGUAUUAUGGACAAACAGCAAACUUAACGCUAUUUGCAUUAUGCUUUAUCUCACAAUUUUAUCAAUAGGCAAACUUAACACUAAUGUUGCUUGAUGUUCUAUCGCAGAUUGUUAUUAAAGGGGUUAAAGACCUUCACAAAAUAUACAAAAUUAAUCUAGAUAACAAUAUUCACUUUUAUAUCAUAAACCCUAAGCAAAAAAAAACAAAACAAAAAGUUGCCUAAUGUUAAAUUUAUAUAAUUUUUUAUAGAAUGAAUGCCUAUUUUUUAUAAAGAGAACAUAUUUUUCCUUUCUAGAAUGCAGACUACAGGUCUCCUGAAGCUCACAGUCCACCAAAAAUGCCUAAAAUGAUCACCAACAGUAAUCUUAAUCCAUCAAGUCAUGAUUACAGUCAGCAGCAACAGAUCCAGGGAGGUAACAGUGCUUCAACAUUCUUAUCACAACCCACCUUGCAUGGACACCAGGGAUCUCUGCCACUGUCUCAUCUGCUGUCUCCUUCUUAUAGUUCUCCAGCACUGUCAUUAUCCACGGAUCCAACUAAGAGGGCCCGAUGUGGCUCAGACUCAAAAACUUUGUUCCGGCCUUUUGAUGACAGUCAAGGGACAGAAUCUCAGAUCAAUCACAGUGUUGUUCCAGAGCAUGAGGAAAUAAGCCCACUCAAGUCAAGUGGGUUCCAGUCCACCAAUAAUCUUUCACACGGCUUGUCAUUGCUAACGCAUACCACUUCAUCUGGGGACCAUCACCCGGCCAUUUUGUCCAUUCCAACAGUCAAACCUGUGGUUAAUCCACCACCGUUUGAAAUAAAAGAUCGACUGCCUCCCCUUUUGAACAGCACACUGCCUCAUGGCCAGCUCAAGCUUGAUCCCUUAUCAAGCUAUGUUAGAGACAAGGUUGAGAGAUUUGACUUUAAAAGUUUAGCUCGUGAGUGCACAUCGUCAGCUCCAAACUCAGAACAGAAUGAAAGCAAGCGCCCUGAUGUGGGCCGUGAAUCAAAGGUUUCUGUCGAACAUCUUUCCUCCUCUGUGAAUGUCAGUCCACAGCCGUACUUCAGCAAACUGGAUCACGAGGAGGUGAAAAUGAGAAAGAGAAAGUUUAAGAGGGACAGUGGUACUGAUUCCGAUGAUGAGAAAGAUUUGGAUGAUCGAAUGAUUGUCAGACUUACAAUGAUAGGGAGGGCUACUCCUAUUCCUCUGGAUACUCCAGCUGAUAAAAUGGCUAUACUGGAAUAUCUUGGAGUAACAACAAUGGACAAGAAAAAAGGUAGAAUUUUGACAUCUUUUAAUUGUCAAGAUGAAAUAAUAUAAUAUAUUUCAUCUUUUAAAAAUUAAUUAUCAUAAUCAAAACAUUAUUGAGUUCUGCCUUUAAUGUCAUUUUAAAAUAUGUUUAAAGAUUACGGUUUAUUUUAACCUUGAAAAAUUACGGCUUUGGAUUCCAGUUAUUCUAUAUAAUUUAUAUGCAAGUUGACCUUAUUUGUUAGCUUGUUACAAAUUCUUUUUUUUUUAUAUAAAAGCUUAUGGGUGUUUUCAUUUUUAAUAACAGAUGCUGUGCAAAUUUAGCAGGAAUUAUUACCAGAUGUCAUGUAGAGAAAAAAACUUGUAUAAAAAGUUGAUUUCCUUCUUCCUUCAUGUAGAACUUCAAAGAGACAAGGAAAUAAGACGUAGGCGACAAUUGCGUCUGGCCAGCAUUAGUCCCAUUCAAUAUGAAACAGAUGAGACAAUGGAGUUUAACUUAAAGAACAACUCAUUGUCACAUAGGCCCCGCAAGCAAACAAAUUUAGACAAUGAUCCAUUCAAAUCAACACCUGAAAGUUCACCAGAAAAGUCACAGUUUUUAUCUGACCUAGGACUAGUGCCACUGUCAUCAAACAAUAAAGCAGGUAUUGAAAAGGUAGCAUAAACUCAACUCUGCUGAAAGCAUUAAGUCAAUAACAGGUUUUCAUUAUUUGCCAUCUGUAAAAAGAUGAGGAUGUGCUGUUGGGUGAUACAAGUUGUAAGACGUUUUAAAAUAUUAAAAUUUAAUUUAAUGUGAACAGCAAAUUUAAUGUUGAAAUUCAGCUCCCGCCCCCUUCAGUAACCAUAUUGAGAACACUUUUCAUAUAAUUUUUUUUUACAUAUUUAUUGUUCUAACAUUUUCCUAUGUAUUCACUCAUUGGGGGAAAAAAGGGGGCAAAAUGAAAGUAAGACUUUAAUGGUCUUUAUAUUCCUAAACUGACUAGUGUAUUAGCCUUGUGUUAAUUAGUUUUAAAACUGGAUAGCUCUGGAAGUUGAUUUUUAGAUAUUAAAAAAUUCUAUUGUUUUUUUGUCAUCAGUAGUUGCUGCUGGCAGAGAGGCAGAAGAUGGUUGAGAGCAACUUACAUUUUCAAGAGGUCACACAAAACUGACUGUCUAAAUAUAAAACUUAUCAUCAUAAAAUCAAAUUAUAGGACAUAAACUGCACCACUUAGGAAGAUUACACAGGCUGUGCUGGAUAGAUUGUUGCACCAGAGACAUCUCUAAAUUCUCUACUAACUGCAGAAAUUUUUUUACUAUAUUUUAAUAUUUGGGUAGUGGUAAAAGCAAACGAUUUUCAGUGUAUGCUUACUUAAAGCUUUUACUUUCUAACAUGCUCCUUUCGGGGUUCAUUAUCCUAAGAAUGUAAAAACGAUACGCGUUUCAAUUAAUUUUAUACACAUCUUUUUUUUAAGAUCUAAUAAAAAGUUUUAAUAAUAAUAUUGAAAUGGAAAUUAUUAUCACCCAACUUUGAUGUAAUGCAAAUAAAAAUGCUGUGCUAGCUUCUUGAAUCAUUACAUUGUAAUUAACCAAGUCCAUGACAUAUCACAUUUUAUGAUGUAAGUGUUAAUAUGAUUGCAAUGAUUUUUCUUUGGUUGUUGUCAAAAAUGAUGCCAUUUAAAAAUUUUAGCUGCCAAGAUAUUUCAUUAAUAUUCUUCAUAUCAUAUAAAUAUGUAUAGUGUGAAAGAAUCUUGUUGAAACACAUGGGGUGUAAGGUGCGUUUGUCUGCUUACAUCACAAGCCUAAUUGGUAAUUUACUAAGCUUGGCAAUCAGAGUUGAUUGACCAAAUGACGGCAACCUUUUUGAGAGCGGAGCCCUUGUUAAAAAUAAAAAUAUUAGGAACCUGUUGAAAUUGUUUGGGAGCUGCGGGCAUUAUAAAUUAGUACCUGUAUUAAAAAAAGAGCUGCAUCUUUUCCCCUAAAGAGCCGCAUGCAGCUCCAGAAACGCGAGUUGUGGAGUGGUAGUCUAGACUUAGGUGUCAGUUACAGCAUUAGCAUGACACACAAAAACAUGAGAUGCAGAUUCAGAUGGUAGAAAAGUAUUAUCUGCAUACAUCUUGAUGUGUACCUAGCCUUGUAUUUUAAUGUCUAAAUUAGGUGUCCCAUAUUAGUAUUAUGAUUCCUCCACAAUAUACUAUAAAUAAGUUAAGAAAUGUAAUGAAUAUAAAAUUGUAAUGUUUAUGUUACAGACUGACCAUUUGAUUUAUUUGAUGUCUUGGUAUUGGUGCCUUCUUUUUUACAUCUCUCAUACGCAUAUCAUAGUUUCUACACUUUUACUCUUACAUCUUUCAGAGUCAACACUAACAAUGUGUAUAUUAUAUUAUGAACUAUUCAUCUCUAAUUGCUUAUUGCAUCAUAUCAGAUGAAAAAGCCGUUUUCCACUUUUUUUAAAAAAAACAUGUAACCAUAUUUUUAUUUUAAUGUGCAAUCUAGGGUCAACUAAUUUAGUUGCCCUUCACUUUUCUGCUUUUGUUAAUGUACUCUGUGUAUGUAUAUAUAUAUGUGUAAAUAUUAUGUUAUACACCAUUUUGUAUCAUACUAAGACUUUGUAUAGAAGAACCCU
Molecule: messenger RNA, 17437 nt
Organism: Lymnaea stagnalis (great pond snail)
Lineage: Eukaryota; Metazoa; Mollusca; Gastropoda; Lymnaeidae
Source: the annotation of a GenBank genome assembly